Molecule: messenger RNA, 2099 nt
Organism: Cannabis sativa
Lineage: Eukaryota; Viridiplantae; Streptophyta; Magnoliopsida; Rosales; Cannabaceae
Product: probable nucleolar protein 5-2
Exons: 9
Coding region: 173-1855 (560 amino acids)
Cellular component (GO): small-subunit processome; box C/D methylation guide snoRNP complex
Molecular function (GO): snoRNA binding
Source: RefSeq, a predicted model, not a curated record
CGUCUAUGUCAAAAACAUAACUCUUUCCAAUAACUCUAAAAACUCGCUAUAUAUACCUCGCUCAGUCUUUAAACCCUAGACCCUUUGCUCCUCUUCCUCCUCGCUAUUCUCCUCGUCUCCCUUCCACACUCUGCAGUACGCACUCAAGAGGUGUAUCCGAGGAGCAUAGAAAAUGCUUAUUCUGUAUGAGACUCAGGCGGGUCCCGCCCUAUUGAAAGUGUUGGAUGAAGGGAAGCUCUCCAAAGUUGAUGACUUGUGGAAGGAGUUUUCUACUCCUGAAUCAGCUAGAAAGGUGGUCAAGCUGGUUGCUUUUAACAAGUAUGAAAACACAGCAGAAGCUUUAGAAUCAACGACCUUACUGGUUGACAGUAAGCCCAGUAAAGGUCUACGCAAGUUUUUGCGUGCUCACUGUGAUGGUGAAACUUUAGCUGUAGCAGAUUCAAAGCUUGGGAGCAUCAUUAAGGAAAAACUGCAAGUAGACUGUGUCCACAACAAUGUUGUUAUGGAGUUGAUGAGAGGUGUGCGAAGUCAAUUGACUGAACUGACUGGCCUAUCAGCUAAAGAUUUGGCACCAAUGAGCUUGGGAUUGUCUCAUAGUCUUGCUCGAUACAAGCUGAAGUUCAGUGCUGACAAGGUUGAUACAAUGAUUAUUCAAGCCAUUGGGUUGCUUGAUGAUCUUGAUAAAGAGCUGAAUACUUAUGCAAUGAGAGUUCGAGAAUGGUACGGUUGGCAUUUUCCAGAGCUUGCAAAGAUUGUGCAGGACAACAUUCUUUAUGCCAAGGCUGUGAAGCUGAUGGGUGACCGUACUAAUGCUGCAAAGCUUGAUUUUUCUGAGAUAUUGCCCGAGGAGGUUGAGACUGAAAUGAAGGAAGCAUCUAUGAUUUCUAUGGGAACUGAAGUCAGUGACCUUGAUUUGAUUAAUAUCAAAGAACUCUGUGACCAGGUCAUUUCUCUUUCUGAGUACAGAGCUCAACUUUACGAUUAUUUGAAGAGCAGAAUGAACACCAUCGCUCCAAACUUGACUGCUCUUGUUGGAGAGCUUGUUGGUGCUCGCCUCAUUGCCCAUGGGGGUAGCUUGAUAAACCUUGCAAAACAACCUGGAAGCACAGUCCAAAUUCUUGGUGCUGAGAAGGCACUGUUCAGGGCACUAAAGACCAAGCAUGCAACUCCCAAGUAUGGGCUUAUCUACCAUGCAUCAUUGAUUGGGCAGGCAGCUCCUAAGCUCAAGGGAAAAAUUUCAAGGUCACUGGCUGCAAAGACAGCAUUGGCAAUUAGAUAUGAUGCUCUUGGGGAUGGGCAAGAUAACUCAAUGGGAUUGGAGAACCGAGCUAAGCUUGAGGCACGGUUGAGGAAUCUUGAAGGAAAAGAGUUGGGUCGAUCUGCUGGAUCAACUAAAGGCAAACCGAAGAUAGAAGUCUAUGACAAGGACAGGAAGGCGGGAGCUGGUGGUUUGAUUACUGCUGCUAAGACUUACAACACUGCAGCAGAUUCUAUUCUUGGACAAACUGAUAAGAAAGAAUCUCUAAAGAAGAAGAUUGAGGAAGCAGCUGAGGAAUCUCCUGUUACAGACAAAAAAGAGAAGAAGAAAAAGAAGAAGAGGCAGACCGAAGAGGAGGAUUCAGCAGCUGUGCCAGAGAAUGGAAAUGGUAAUGCACAUGCAGAUGGUGAAGCUAAAAAAGAGAAGAAGAAGAAGAAGAAACACUCAGCCGAGGAAGCUGAGGUACAGAAUGAUGGUGAAAAAGUUGAUGCAGGUGAAAAAAAGAAGAAGAAAAGAAAGCAUGUUGAAGAAGAAGAAGAAGCAGAAGUACCCAGCACAAAGAAAGAGAAAAAGAAGAAGAAGAAGAGUUCAGAUUGAUAAGUUCAGGAAAUUGUAGUAGCUUUGGAACUCAAAAAUUUUGGUUAAUUUUAGCAAACUAUCUUAUUUUCUUAAUGUAUAAUUUGGUUCUUGGUGCAUUACAUCGCUGUUUUGGUAAGUUUAGGCUCUCAAAUAUGUAUCCUUGAGUUGUCUUGGGACUCAGUUGCAGAAAAUUUGUUCAGAAGACAUAAUUACUCCUCUCCAUAAACUAUAAGUAAUGCUGCAUAUUCUUUUCUUUGCAUAA